Messenger RNA from Pochonia chlamydosporia 170, 666 nucleotides. RefSeq names its product dimeric alpha-beta barrel. The record is from RefSeq and is a predicted model, not a curated record. The coding region runs from base 1 to 666 and encodes 221 amino acids. Lineage: Eukaryota; Fungi; Ascomycota; Sordariomycetes; Hypocreales; Clavicipitaceae. The transcript is spliced from 3 exons.
AUGAAUCAUAUUAUAAAACAGGAAAUGACCUCUUCAGAGCUCAUCCAAAUUGCAACUUUAAAAUUCAAGCCGUCCCUUCAGCAGGGAACUGAGCUGCCACUUUCAUUUCGCGACGUCUGCCGUCAGCUUCAGGCGGUUCCAGGCGUGUCAUCCACGUAUUUUGGCGAACAAAUCGAGCGUCGUGGAACAUGGACCUGGAUCAUCCGCUGGGCUUCUCCAGCCGCACACGACGCAUUUCUUGCUUCACCUAGCUUUACGAACUGGAUUUCUUCAUUUCGUGCCAUCGUGGACACCUAUAUCUUCUGGAAAGCCUUGGUUCGCGGAAGCCUCAGUGCCACAUUAAAUGCCCCCUGCACCGAGGUCUUCACAGCAUACGGAACAUCUGAUACCUGGCUCGAGAUGCGAAUGAAGCCCUUUGCAGAAAAUGUCGAUUCUGCCAAACUCCCCGGUCACCACGGCUCAUUUUAUGGGCAGUAUGACGUCCUUAUGCAUGAUACACCGAAUCCUCCUGAGGGGAAUACAGUUAGCAUGAUGCUCGGUUGGGACAGCAAAGAGGCGCAUCUAGCCGAGCGUGGCGAAGGCAAAGUAAUUGACAAAAAUAUUCAUUACACGAGAGAGGAGAGAAAAUCAGUCGACAUGUACCACGUCAAAUUGAACAGACUUUAA